Molecule: messenger RNA, 1721 nt
Organism: Macrosteles quadrilineatus (aster leafhopper)
Lineage: Eukaryota; Metazoa; Arthropoda; Insecta; Hemiptera; Cicadellidae
Gene: Samtor
Product: S-adenosylmethionine sensor upstream of mTORC1
Exons: 5
Coding region: 662-1645 (327 amino acids)
Biological process (GO): negative regulation of TORC1 signaling
Source: RefSeq, a predicted model, not a curated record
ACCUACACGUCGUAUCAAUCCCCGCAGUCUGGUUUUGUCCUUGGCCGGCCUAGAUCAAUUGUACAUAAUUUUUGUAAAUCUAAAUGUUUCUGUGUGUGUUGAGGCUAUGUAUAAAAAUGUAUUAUUGACAAUGGCAAGUGCAGGAAGACAUGUUUGACGAUUUGACGACUGAAGAUUUGAAAAUAGGGUUUUAACCCCGAAACUAUAGUCAUCACGACAAGUAUAAGAUUGAUUGACGAUAGGAAGAAUGAUUGCAUAACCAAACAAAGAUUAGGAGGAGAGCUUUUUUAUCGAGUUUCCUGUUCAGAAACUUCAUUAUGUGCUCAAAUUACUGGCAUGCUCCUGGAGCUAGAUGUCUUUACAAUAUGUGAGCUGCUACAAGAUGCAAAUAAAUUGGAAAGUGCUGUGCUAAAAGCUAAAGAAGAGUUUUUGAAAUACAAACAGAAAUCAAGUAAGGAUUUAAUUGGUGAAGAACUGUACGAGAUAGUGCUACAGCAUUAUCCCAACCCUGAUCUGGCGGCUCGGUUGACGGGAAUGUUGCUGGAGCUUGACUUGUCGGUUCUUCAAACAUUACUUGACAACCGUUCAGAGUUAAGCACAAGACUGGCUGUUGCAUUUGAGGCUACUAAGACUAUCAAGGACAAUAAUUAGAGCAUAGAAGAUGGCAAGUGAGGAACACCAGCAGUUAGCAGCUUAUAUCAAGAGUGUGCAUUUGAAUCUACGACUCAAGUGUAGGUCAGUAGGUGCAGACGAGGCUUGGCACCAACACUGUCAGAAUACAACCAUGCUAGAGAAAUAUGCAAACAACAUGCGCCUACUAGCUACUGAAUUUUGGGAAAAGAACAAUUACAAAGAUAAGGACCUGUGCAGAAUACAAUGGGUGGUUGAUCAGUGUGUUGAAUAUUUCUACUCAACUGGCCAAGAAAAAGCAUCUGUCAAAGAGGAAAAAAUGUACAAGCAAUAUUUUGGCACCAAUUUAGAGCCAAAGAUAAUGAAACCGGAACCAGUUUUAAAAUUAUUGGAUGUUGGAAGUUGUUAUAACCCAUUUGCCAAGUUUCCUAUGUUUAAAGUGACAGCUGUAGAUUUAAUGCCUGCUACUGAAGAUGUAGUGAAAUGUGAUUUCUUAUCAGUAGCAACAUGUGAUGAAGUAACAGCAGUGGAAAAUCCGUCUUCAGUUUUACCAAAAGUAUAUUAUGAUAUUGUUGUGUUCUCCUUGCUUUUAGAGUACUUUCCCAGUUCCAAACAGAGAUUCAAGUGUUGUGAAAAAGCAUUUGAGGUAUUGAAGACAAGUGGACUGCUUUUCAUUCUUACUCCAGACUCUAAACAUGCCACUGCAAAUUCCAAAGUUAUGAAAAGUUGGAGACUUGCCUUGUCAUCCCUUGGAUUUUGGCGGGUCAACUAUCAGAAAUUAAAGCACCUUCAUUGUAUGGCUUAUCGGAAAUGUUCAAAUUCUGAAGUUACUCGAUGUUGGUUAAGUAAACAGAACUGUGGCGCUAAACCAGAGGAUUUAUUUUACAUCCCUCAGGAUUUUAAUGAAUAUUUUGGUAAUUCUGAUCAAGAGACAAGCCAUGAAAGAUCCAAGGACGAUAAUGAAGUUUUAGCAAAUAACUUUACUUCUUUGCCAGAUUUUGAUAUUUUUACAUAAGGUUCGCUACUAUUUGUUUGGAUAACAAUGUCUUGUUUGUAAGGGAAUACAGUGGAAUAAAAUACUUUUUUUAUUU